AUGAGCCCGCCGGAAGACAAGAAGACACCUCUCGUGGGCGGCCACGAGCCGUCGGAGGAUGCUUCCGUCAGCAUGUCGUACCAGACAGAGGAACUUCGAGGCUACCUCUUGAAGAAGACGCGCAACGGGAAGUGGCAGAAACGGUGGUUCGAGACGAACGGUUGCUUCCUCACGUACUACAAGAAACAAGGGCAGAAGCUGCUGGCCGCUCUGAAUUUGCCGCAAGUGGGGGAAAUCGUGACCCUACCCGAGGACACGGAAGACGGCCCGGGACUGUUCUCGAUUGAGCUCAAUGAAAGAAUAUAUACGAUCAAAGCAAAGCAUCAGGAAGAAGCCGCGCUCUGGGUCGAGGCGCUCGUGUGGCGUCAAAAAGGCGGAGUCGUCGCCCAAGCAAACGGAGACGAUGCACUGUUCCUGCAUGCAGCUGCUUCCACUGGAGACGACGCAGACUUGUCUCCCAAGGCCCCCACGGUUCAACCUCCCCAGCCCCUUCCUCCAAAGACCAAAGAGGUUGAAGAAACCCAAGACGUUCGUCGAUGUGGCUGUGGCUGUGCCAUUCAAUAACGUAACAAGAAGGCUGGCAUGAUCUCCGCCGGGUGUUCUUUAAUGAAUGGAU
This is a messenger RNA of Aphanomyces invadans, 616 nucleotides long. RefSeq lists its product as hypothetical. The transcript is spliced from 7 exons. The record is from RefSeq and is a predicted model, not a curated record. NCBI's taxonomy places the organism in Eukaryota, Oomycota, Saprolegniomycetes, Saprolegniales, Verrucalvaceae. Bases 1 to 564 code for a protein of 187 amino acids.